Messenger RNA from Dreissena polymorpha, 1675 nucleotides. RefSeq lists its product as uncharacterized. The record is from RefSeq and is a predicted model, not a curated record. Gene Ontology annotation, biological process: DNA integration. Gene Ontology annotation, molecular function: nucleic acid binding. Bases 57 to 1502 code for a protein of 481 amino acids. Lineage: Eukaryota; Metazoa; Mollusca; Bivalvia; Myida; Dreissenidae. The transcript is spliced from 4 exons.
AUAAAUAUUAUUAAGUCCUAAGACCGGUCUAGUCCAUAUCCGGUUUCCAAAAAAAUAUGGCGGACGUCGAAGGUUUUCGAGAAGAAGCAACUCGCAUUAUUCACUCUUUAUGUAGAAAUUUAAUGACGCAAGAUACAGAUGCAAAUUUGUGUGAAGCUAGUCUUAUCACUUUGACAGCAUUAAGUCGGAAUGCACGACGUAUGUGUACCCGUUAUCCCAUUUUUGAACGGUUGUGUGAGAUUAUCGACUCGUUGAUGUCGACAAUUGAAGAGCGAAAGAGGACGCUGCAGCCUCUCGUUGGUUUCUUCGCCGCAAAACAGACUACAACCAGAGGCAGACCACUUUACGUCAUUAGUCGAGAGCAGCUGGAGUAUCUAGUUGAAGCAGGCUUCAAACGAAGAGCUAUUGCUAGUCUGCUUCAGGUGUCAGAUUCUGUUAUUAAGCGCAGCCUCAGGUCAUAUGGUAUAAGCAUCAGAGGAAGGUACUCAAGCAUCUCCAACGAGGAACUUGACAAUCUGGUCCGAGAGAUAACAGAUGGCAAUCAGACACUUGGGCAACGAAUGGUUCAGGGACAUCUUCAGAGUCUAGGACAUCGGGUUCAAAGACAACGUGUUGCUGACAGUCUGAUCCGGGUUGACGAAGCAGCUGUAGCCAUGCGAUGGUGUCACUCGAUUCGGCGAAGGGUGUACAAUGUUGCUGGUCCAAACUCAUUGUGGCACAUAGAUGGAAACCACAAAUUGAUAAGAUGGGGUUUUGUCAUACACGGAGGCAUUGAUGGCUUCUCGCGGAUGUGUGUUUUCCUCCAAGCUGCAACCAACAACAAGGCUACCACGAUGACAAAAGCCUUCAUGACAGGCACCCAGUGCUAUGGUGUCCCAUCAAGAGUCCGCAGCGAUCACGGGCUGGAAAAUACCGGCGUUGGGGCGUUUAUGAUAGCGCAUCGUGGACCUCGUCGGGGUUCUUUCAUCACGGGAAGGAGCGUCCACAAUCAGCGGAUUGAACGCAUGUGGCGUGACCUGUUUGCCAGUGCAACAAACGUGUUUCACGGAUUGUUUUCACAUCUUGAGGAGUCUGGACAGUUGGAUUUGACAAAUCCAGUGCACAUGUGGUGCCUUCAUCACGUGUUUGUGCCUCGUGUCCAGCGAGCGUUAGACAUAUUCCGUGAGGGCUGGAACUGCCACAGGUUGAGCAGUGAAAGAGGUAGAACCCCCACACAGCUCUACAUUGAGGGCAUGAUGCGCCAAGCUGGACAGGGUCAUAGGGGCAUCGACGACAUGGUGUUCCGUGCUCCGGAGGAAGACAUCCAAGACCAUACUGAAUAUGGUAUUGACGAUGAGGUCGAGGUAGCCCCCCGAGAAGACAUGAUCACCAAUGUGUCAAAUGUAGACUGUCCUCUGAAUGAGCAGGACUUCACAAGACUAACACAAACUUUGAACAUUGAGAGUGACCACCAGGGUGUGGAUUGUUUCUUGGCAUGUGUUGAGUUUUGCAAUUCUGUGUAGUGACCAAGCUAUGAUUACAUGAAACUGCUUAUAUGGUGACCAGAAUCAGAUAGUGAAUUAUCGGAUGAUGAUUGUUGUGGCAACUAGUCUAGUUGCCAUAACAAUCAUCAUCCGAUAAUUCACUAUCUGAUUCUGGGUCAUAUUCUAAUAUAGUUUAGAUUAGAAUCACCUGA